AUGGCGCUGCUAUGUCAGUCCUCCGUUUCCCUUUUUCGCAGUGUCGCAGGCAGCAAACCGAAAACAGUCAGUUUCUGUCCGAAACGGCCCAACACACCUUAGACCCGUCCUGUAGCUGGUUAGAAAACACACUCCGGUUCGUGCUUGUCGCACUUUACCCGUGUAUUUGGCUGUGUGCAACUCCUACAUGUCAGAGUGGUAGACUCACAGCCCUGCAGCUUACCGGCAGGCCUCGCUGUUCACCGACUAAGCAUCAGUCCUCACGCCGCCCUUGGGUGGGUCCGGCUCGGCCAAAGAGACAGCAUGGUCCCGGUGCAUCGCUAGCCUCUUGUGAUUAAAGGCGACAGCAAGGGAUGAAUGGUAUCAGUGGGGAAGUGUUUAGCUUGGAUGCUACUGGAGUCUGUUUAUAAGGAUGAACGGCACCCAGCAGACUGAUACAAAGAGGCAGAACCUCCUGGAGAGGCUGCUGGAUGCUGUGAAGCAGUGCCAAAUCCGCUUUGGAGGAAGAAAGGAGAUCGCCACAGACUCAGACAGCAGGGUGAUCUGUCUGUGUGCACAGUUUGAAGCGGUGCUGCAGCACGGUCUGAGGAAGAGCAGAGGUCUGGCCCUCACAGCUGCCGCUCUCAAACAGGCCGCAGGCUUCAGCAGCAAGACUGAAACAGAGUUGACUUUCUGGUUCUACGUGAAGGAGCACCUGAACCGCCACGAGCUCCAGCGGUUUUACUCCCUGCGCCAGAUCUCCUCAGAGCUCGGCCGAGGUCGUGCCUGGCUGCGCUGCGCCCUCAAUGAGCACUCGCUGGAGCGCUACCUGCACACGUUGCUGGCUGACCGCCCCCGUCUCGGAUCUUACUAUGAAGACUGGGCUUUUGUGCUUGAUGAAGAGAGAGCUAGUAUGCUUCCCACCAUGGCUGCAGGUUUGAACUCCAUUCUGUUUGCCAUCAACAUUGACAACAGCGACCUGAACGGUGCCGUAACACGCGGAGGGUCCUCAGUGUCGCACCUCCUCAAGGAGUCCACGCAGGGCAUUGGCAGUUUGUGGAAAGAGUCCACUCAGGGGGUUAGCAGCCUGCUGCGAGAGAUCGGCACAGCCACAGCUGUGGUGCCUGGCUUCACCCCUAAAGUGGAUGGGGCCUCCGACCCACUCCCCGUGGUGCCACGCAGCACCUCUGCUGACUCAGGGCUGAGGAAGGAGCGGCGGAAGAAAAAGAAGAUCACCAACAUCAUUUCCUUUGAUGAUGAUCUGGAUGGAGGAGCUGAGGAUGAGGAGGACGGGGAAGACGACUCCCAGAAGAUUGGCGGGAUGAGGAAAAGUCACACCGCUCCUGCUCAGAGCAGUGUGGAGGAAGGGAUUGACCCUUUGGAGCCGGUCUUCUCUGAGUCGCUUGCCCAGAAUGGCAUGUCUGAGCCGGGCAUAGUCAACUGGGUGGGGUCCCCGCAUCCCUGCCGCACACCUCCCAUAACGGUGCCUCCGCUGCCUGACACCAAGAGUGUAGACAACGAGGAGGAAGAGGAGGAGAUAUAUAAGCCUAGAGCCCAAACCCAAGAGGAAGAGAGGAUACCGAGUGAUCAGGUGGUGGUGGGCAGCCUGUCCAGCGUGUCCACGUGGAGCCCUCUACAAGUCAUGGCUGGACACAGCAGCGCAGACAUCCUCAUUCCUGUGAACCCUGCCGACCCUCAGUCAGUGAGCUCCGUGGAAGACACGGCCGCAUUUCCUGUUCAGUGUGAGUCGGCAGGAUCAGUGGGAAACUGCGAGAGCAGCAGAUCUCAGCUCACGUUCAAUAUGGAGUCCAGUCCAACAACGCAGCCUGCUCCGCUCUCCAGCGCGCUGUCAACAUCUGCUUUGCCCGAGUCCAUGACAGUGGUGGAGCUGCGUCAGGCCAUUGUAGCCAUGAUGAACAGGAAGGACGAACUGGAAGAACAAAACACGUCUCUUCGCAGUCUGCUGGAUGGGGAGAUGGAGCACUCAGCAGGCCUGAGGCAGGAAACCGAUCUGCUGAAGAAGAAGCUGGCAGAACUGGAAGAGAGGCACUCAGCGAAGGUCCAGGCGCUGGCCAGGGAGAAUGAGGUCCUGAAGGUCCAGCUGAAGAAAUAUGUGGGGGCGGUACAGAUGCUGAAGAGAGAAGGAAGCCAAGGCAAUGACGCCCUGUCCGUGUUGCGGUCAAGCGAAGAGCAGACUCCAAUUCCACAGAAUAAGUUCAUGGGCGACAUUGAGGAGCUGGCUGCUAGCUAUGAACGCAAACUCAUCGAGGUGGCUGAGAUGCAUGGUGAAUUGAUAGAGUUUAAUGAGCGCCUGUACCGUUCGCUCAUGGCCAAAGACCACCUCAUAAUCCAGAUGAGACAGGAGCUCAUUGACCUGAGAGGACCGGUUCCAGGUGAUUUAAGCCAGACGUCAGAUGACCCUAGCCUGUCAGAUUUUGAGACGGCUCAUCGCGCUCUCAUCAACGUAUGGAUCCCCUCUGUGUUCCUGCAAGGCAGAGCUGCCAAUGCCUACCACGUCUAUCAGGUGUAUAUCCGCAUCCUGGACAAUGAGUGGAAUGUGUACAGGCGUUACACCGAAUUCAGGGAGCUCCACAAUCAUCUGAGAUCACAGUUUCCUCAGGUGGACACCUUCAACUUCCCACCCAAGAAAGCCAUAGGGAACAAGGAUGCCAAGUUUGUGGAGGAAAGAAGGAAGCAGCUGCAGGGCUACCUUCGCACGGUGAUGAACAAGCUGAUCCAGACGCUGCCAGAGUUCACAGCCAGCCCCACCAAAGAGACGCUGCUGUCGCUGCUGCCUUUCUGUCAAGACACACCCCAAGCCAACGAUGGCGGAGCCAAGACGCCACGGUCGAAAACUUCGUCGCGUUUUCCCAGACUGGGCCGCAGGAACACCCAGGAAGCCAGACCUGAACCUCAGAGUGGUGACCUUUAACCCGAGGGCCUUUGAACUCAGAUCUGGGGACGAUGUUGCAGUGCCUCUGGACUGUGAACCACAGGCUCAAAUGUGUGAAAGGACAUUUGGAGCAUCUGAAGGACACUAAAGGCGUUACAGAUAAAACGCCUGGGUCACCUAAACCUUCACUGCAGGCAAUUCCAGGAGAAUAUGAAAAGAUUUCUUUGUGCUGCCUGGCUAAGUAAGGGAUGAAUUGCUCCCCUGAAACUGCCUAUUGAUGGACCCAAUCAAAUAGUGUCUUUUACCUCACUGAGAGACUGAAAGACUCUCUGCCAAGACUCUUUGUAAGACUCUAUAAGCUGCACAUGGACUAGCUUGGAAUCUUCUCUAUUUUCUCAAACACACUGGGAUGAUGGGGACAUGUUGUUUUUCUUAAGUUUUGUAGUGAAAGUAUUUCAUGGUCACAGUGCCUACAGUAUUUGUAGCUGCAUUCCUGCUCUGGGUUGGUAGGGAACGGGUUUGCUUAUGAAGGAGGUCAAAGGGGGGGGAUUAAAGUCUUUGGUUGGAAAUGAUUUUUUUUUCUCUGCUUAUGUCUCAGCAUUUUAGUGCCAUUACAUUUUUGGACAACACUGAUUCACCAUCAGUGGCGUGGACCACCAGGCAACGGGCAUUCCUUCUUCCUGCUUCUGAUAUAUUAUAUGACUUUUAUAGAAAAUCUGUGAUAUGUGUGACAUAACUUAAUGUUACCAUGGGUGCAGUAAUUAUCAAAAGAAGUUAGAAAUUCAAUUUAAUAAUCACGGUAAAGGAUUUGGUUUAAACACCAAACUAAACUAAAAUAUCUAAGAGACUGUGAAAAUGUCUGGGGAGUCAGUUUCACUUAAAAAGGAAAAAAAAGAAGUUUCUCCUUUUUCCUUCCCUUCAUAGUUUUUGAAUAGCCCCUUGCUAAAUGAAUAAAUGGCUGUAAAUGAGUGUAAAUUUGUAUGUCCUCUCAAAAAUACAUGAUCACAUAACCAGUGAUCUUAGUUUGAUGCACGGUUAUAAGGUUUGGGAUAACCAGGAUUGUGACUUAGAAUAAAAGCAGCCACAUUUUAUGAGUAAUAAAUGGAGGCAAUUUAUUCCAAAAGAUUCUUAAACCUUCCCUGCAAACAUAAUAUGGACAUAAAUAUUGGCCCACACCUCUUUAUUUUCGAAUUCAGGGGUUUUCAGUCCCAUUGCCACAGGUCUAUAAAAUCAAGAACCUAGCAGUGUGCUCCACCUUUGCAAAUUUUACAAACGCAACCAACUGUGAGAGGUAUCACUUCGAAGAGCAAGCAUUAGGAGUACGGCAACUCGAGCCACAAAGUUGCAGACUAUGUGUAGUAACAAAGCAGCGUUGCCGAGUGCUGAGGCACACAGUGCAUAAAAGUGACUCAAUAUCUGCAGGUGUUAACAUCAGCUUAGAAACUGUGCACCAGGAGCUUCAUGGCAUCGGUUCCCAUGAUCGAGCAGCUCCUAUAGAUGUAAUGAGAUGGCCCAGUACAUUUGUCCUUGUGUGAUAUCAAUUCGUGUCGUACAUAUUUUAAGAUUAGAAAACGGUAAAAUAAUAAAAUACCACUAAAAUUUACCAAAUAACUCUUUUACCGAAAAAGUUGACUUUUCUGUAAAAUGCUAAUAAACAGAACGCGAUCAUCUGCAAAUGAUUUCAUGAUAUUGAAAAUAGUACACAAGCACUGAGGCACAUCUUGCACAUUUAUAAAGCACCAUUAAUGCUGACCCAUUAUUUCUCCAAGGCAAUGCAUUUGUCACAACAGCACGGCUCUGUAGUGAAAGACUUGGGGAGUUAAUGUAGCCAGCCUGCAGUGCAGACCUAUUACUAAACUAAAACAAAAGAUAUGACAAAGGAGGCUCUAAACUGUGAAACAUUAGAAAUCUUAUUUUUUAAAAAGUAAGAUUAAUAAAAUAUUUCACUUCUAAAAUGAUGCAAGUUAGUGGAAAACAUUGUGUCUUUGGGACAAGAGACUGGCUUCAUAUUUAAAACGGACACGUUUUCAAAAAUAUCUAGAAAAAUGACCAGUUAUAACAUUGGAUAUGUUGUCUUUGCAUCCAUUUUCAAAUAAAUAUGAGUCUUUAAAUUAUUUGCAUUAUCAUUGCACUCUGUUUUUAAUUAUAUUUUAAACUGGUUUGUUUUUGGUAGGGGGGAACACGAUUGUGAAAUAGCUGUGUUUUGGAGGUUUACCCUCCUAUUCAUUACAUAAAUAUGGGUGAUUAUCAAAGGUCGACUGACUGAACUGCAAUUCAAUAUUUAAUGAUUGUUUUGCUAAUGUGUCUUAGCAAGAUUUUCAUGCGGCGUUAUGUUGCAAAUGAAUGUUUUAAAAAUGACUAAACACUUGAAGAAAAGCUGCUUGUUAGAGUGCAAGCAAAGUGCUGCCAAGCAUCAAGUGUGGUGUAAAGCAGGAGCUCAUGCAUAUGCAUAGAUUACGCAAGAGUAGUCGGACUACGUUCAAAUGAGUGAUUGUGUUAGAAGGGCUUUGGGAAACUUGUAUCAAAGGGGGCGGCUCGCAAAAGUGGUAAACACUCCUGACUAUUGUUGAUGGGAGGUUAACAGAACAAGCCUCGUGUGUUUUUAAUUAAGUUGAUAUUCUAAAACACACAAAAAAUGACCCCCGCUAGUAUCGAGCCGCUGGUAAACACUCCAGUCAUGGCAGGAAACUGUCACACGACUUUCAUCAAUAUAUACAGGUUUUUAAUCCCUGAGAUAGUUGUUAUCAUUCCUUUUAUAUGACUGUGAUACAAUAAAACACUGCAGGUGCAGAACUGCCUUAUAGAAAAUAAGCCCACACAUCAUGAUUGUGUGUAAUCUGUACUGCUAGCAAACAUGUCGUGUGUUCAUUGUAGUAAUAAAAAAGCAGCUGUUUCACUCAUCAGUUUUACAGUGAAGGUGGGAAUCAUUUAACUUUUCAGCACAAAUAUUCAUACGAUAUAUGUGGUAGUGUCCUGUACAGCAACUGUAUGCAGCAUCAAUCAGAAAGCCACCAUCACUGAGCUUUAGACUGGAUGGUGCCCACAUUAAUCAAACAGCUCACCCAGCUGCAGUUGAAGUUUAGGGUGCAUUUAGCUGUUAGUGGCUAAUAUAACCUAAAAGACAGAAACAAGGAGCUAAUUUAUCAGAUUUGUACAGCUCCUGCUAAUAACAAAAAGCUUUUGUGAUUUAAGACUUAAGAAACCCUUAAAGCAGCUGAUUGAUACGCUUUGGGUUUUUUAUAGCACUAUGAAGCAUCCAUAUACACGCUGUUUCUAUUUUGACCAAGGCUCCCAAUCUCCUGUUGAUGUAAACAAUUCAGUAUAUUUAAAACGUUUAAAAAAAAAAAAAGAAGCUUUGCAAUUAUUUUAUUUUGGAGAAAAAGCACUCAAUACUCCACAGGGCUUAUUUUAAACCUGAAACUCUGUGACCACUGCUGCCCAUCACACACUUCUUUACGUAUUUCAGGUAGUCUUAAAAUGCUCAGUGGUGGAGCUUCCCUUCUUUUUGGGUAGAGUUUUCAGUACAUCAGUAUUCUUUCAAACGAGUCCAUCUCCUUCCCCCGUAAUUGCUUGCUGCACCUUGAGGCUGGUAACAAGAGUGAUGACAAGCAAAGAAAGUGAAAUUGGCUUAUUGAGUUGCAGCCAAACUGUUCUCUUUGUAGUAUGCCUCGUUUGUUCUUAUGUACUCCUCUGUCCUUGCCUUUUGUCGGCGGCCUGGCCUUAUCCAUCACUGUCACAGCAAAGAGGGACUGAACAAUAAAGAGCAUCGCAUCUACGCUACCAACACUUCUGUGUCACUUACUGUCAUUGUUAACAUUGUCGCUCGCGUUCACGGAUGAAAGCA
Messenger RNA from Neolamprologus brichardi, 6716 nucleotides. RefSeq names its product sorting nexin 29 (gene snx29). The record is from RefSeq and is a predicted model, not a curated record. NCBI's taxonomy places the organism in Eukaryota, Metazoa, Chordata, Actinopteri, Cichliformes, Cichlidae. Gene Ontology annotation, molecular function: phosphatidylinositol binding.